This is a messenger RNA of Entrophospora sp. SA101, 282 nucleotides long. The record is from the annotation of a GenBank genome assembly. Lineage: Eukaryota; Fungi; Glomeromycota; Glomeromycetes; Entrophosporales; Entrophosporaceae.
AUGCCAAGACCUGGUGAAGUUGAUUUUAUUUAUUGUGGUCCACCUUGUCAAGGAUUUAGUGGUGUGAAUCGUUAUCAAAAAGCCGACGAUAUCAAAAAUAGUCUUGUAGCAACAGCGUUGAGUUAUGUUGAUUUUUAUAGGCCUGAUUACUUUUUAUUAGAGAAUGUUCGUGGAAUGCUUUCAUUUCGUCUAGGAGGAGAGCAAGAUGGUAUUAAGAUAAAAGGAGGAAUCAAGAUGGGCGUAAUUAAAUUCAUAUUAAGAUCAUUGACUGCAUUGGGGUAA